Messenger RNA from Seriola aureovittata, 5931 nucleotides. Its product is annotated as transcription factor 20. Gene Ontology annotation, cellular component: nucleus. Lineage: Eukaryota; Metazoa; Chordata; Actinopteri; Carangiformes; Carangidae. The coding region runs from base 193 to 3120 and encodes 975 amino acids. Gene Ontology annotation, biological process: regulation of transcription by RNA polymerase II. The transcript has 6 exons. The record is from RefSeq and is a predicted model, not a curated record.
GAUUCUACUCUAAACAACUUGACACGGAGUAGUGUGUUCCUGGAAAGUGUGUGGAUCUUUAAUUUGGGUCUUUCUCUCCGUGUUGUGUUACCGGGGUUUGUUAGAGUAGACGGGCUGUUGACAGAGAUGCAGGGGGGGACACACUCUUAACGGGACAUUUAACAACGUGUCGAUCUCUCCCGCCCCGUUGUUAUGGAGCAGGCAGCUGGGAGCUUAGAUGAUCUCCAGCCUCAGGACCUCUCCACCUCCAGCCUUCCCACUGUGAUCGAUCUGACCAGGAAGGGUGAGGAAUGCGUCCUCAACGCCACGUCCCUGCAGAUGGUGAAGAGCCCGGGUUGGUACCCAAACUCCGGGACCAGCAACCCAGGACUGGCUUUCUCCGACACGGGCUCCUCGGACAUCACGCUCCAAUCAGGGGAUCACAUUCAACCAGACAAUGCCUUCUCCCACACUACAGUCACCCUGUCCUACGUGAGCCGGUCUCACGUCUUCUCCGCUCAAGACUCCCUGUCUCGACACUCGCCUCUGUGUGGUAUGCCGCCCAUAAGCAAGUUCUCCCUCCACCCCCCAUGUGACUCAGAUAAAGGGCUCGGGGAGGCCGGCUACUCGCUGAACCAGCAUUACGUGGAGCAGGUCGAGGGGUCGGUGGACCUCGCCACUCAGACAGAACUGUUGCAGUCGUUGUCUCAGGCUCAGGCGGGAUCAGAGAAUGAUGGGGGAGCGUGUCCUACGCAGGAGCCUCGUGAGGUGAACGGUGGAGUGAUUUCCAGUGAUGAGGACACGGACAAUCCGGAUGAAAAGAAAGUAGAAUGCAGCCUUUCUUGGGAAAGCAGCAGGAGUUUGGAGAAUGGUCGAGGUCACAGCCGGACGAGUUCAGGAGAAUGUGUUGAAUCCUCCCCAGAGAUGCUCACCCCCACCACAGUGGAGGAUGAGGAGGGGGGAGGCUCUGAGGUGCUCUUUCUCAUGUCAAGAAAACAGGACCCAGUGGUCCCCAUGGACAGUGUGGGUGCUAGAGACCUGUGUUCACUGAGCAGGGAGUACAUCAGUCCUCUGGAGGACCCGGUCUCCCCCUCCGCUACCUCACUGGACGAUGUGGAGGAUGUGUUCAUCCUGCCUCAGGCCUCCAGCUCCCCCAGCGCAGACAACUCUUAUCUAGAGACUGAGCAGGCAGCAUGGGACGGCUCGAGUACAGAGGGGGGCAUUCAGCCAGCCGCUGGCAUCAGCAAUAGUACGACAGGGCUGGAUUCAAGAGAGGAAAACAAGCAGCCGGUCCGAAGACGGAAGGCAGUGAUAGAGCCUCUGAUUGACUUGACAGACGAUGGUUGUGUGUCUGAUGUUUCAGAGGACAAACCCCAGACUGUCACCCCCCACAUGAACGGGAACGCUAACACUCUGCAGAGGACUUUAAAGGAGAAAAAGCUUCCACUGCGUUCCAGCAGAGGGACGCGGUUAGAGGCAAUAGUCAUGAACAUAAACUCAAACAAGUACAAAGUGUCAGGAUGCAUCCGCACCAGUAAGAAAGCCAGUGCUUCCCAAUCAGCAACCAGUGACUCCAACUCGGCCAGUCCUAAGAGGAACGAGGCGCCGUCAGCGGGGAGGAGGAGGAGCAGAGUGGGAGCGUCUGUCUCAGCGAACGCAGUCAAACAAAAAGCAGGAACUCCUGUGAAAAGGGACAAAACUAAUAACAUUAACACUGACAGCUGCAAAGGUUCUACCUCCGAUCCUGAAACCCUCAGUCGUACUAGAAAGUCCCACAGCAGCUCACAUCCAAAAAGUCCUCCGUGUACUGUGCACAAGAGGUCAAAGAAAGAGUCAGAGGACGCUUCACUGUCUGUCCUCUCACCACAGACUCACACCGCAAAGUCAAAGACGAAACCCUCACCACAGUCCAGUCCUCAGGCCGCUCUGCACAAGAACUCAAAGAAGGAGCCGGAGCUCCAGAUUCACCCUGAACCCUCAGAGGAAAUUCAUGUGGCAAGAUUGUCUCCCCCUCCACCACCAUCACCGCCGCCGCCGCCGCCAUCAAAGUCUCCAAAGAAAAGUCAAGGGAAAGCCAAAGGCAAGACUACAGGUAGCCAAACAUCCCCCACUGCCAAGACAAAGGCGGCUCACACUCCCAAGAAGAGGAGGAAGAAACACAAGGGCGGCCAGUCCUCCUCCAUAUUCUCCCCCAAGGAGCCGGAGAUCAAGCUGAAGUACGUCAACUUCAAGGAGGAGAAAAGGGAGCUGAGGUCGGACAGCUUCUCUCCGUUCGUCCGUGUGGAGCGGCGGCAGUCCUCGCCAUCACUGUGUACUGUCAUCAACUACCCCGAGGAGGUGAAGACGCAGCACAAGAAGGGCCAGCAGCAGGCUCACACCAGUGGCUUCAUUUCUGCAGUCGUACCCAGCACCUCGUGUCUCCAGCUGGGCCGGGCGUCCACACAGAGCCAGCACCAGCGCUCCCUCGUCUGCUGCCUGUGCGGGCGCUCUGCCAACGCCAUGGACCUGGGGGACCUCCACGGCCCCUACUACCCUGAGGGGUACCAGCCAAGCACCAAAACACCAGCCAGCGUCUCAGGCCUCAAAGGGGAUGAGGACGACUACAGCGACUCAGACUCCUCGUCCUGCAGCAUCAGAGGCAGGAGGAGGAAGAGCGCCGGUCCACACUCAGCGUGGUCCCUCAGGCCGGGGGCUCAGCUCAAACAGAAGGGCCUCCUGGAGAACCGUCGGUGGACCGGUGACAGCGCUGGCAGCCCUGCAGCGAAGCGAGCUCGCUCAGAUCCCAGCUCUGCAGAUGUGGAGGACUGGUACAGCCCCCCGGUGCUGCCUCUGGAGCCCUGCGAGUACUGGCUCCAUGAAGACUGCGGUAUCUGGUCCGCCGGCGUGUUCCUGGUGAAGGGCAAAAUCUACGGACUGGAGGAGGCGGUGAAGGUGGCACAAGAGACGGUGUGUUCAGCGUGUCGUGAUCCAGGUGCUACACUGGGCUGCUUCUUUAAAGGUUGUCCCAACAAGUACCACUACAGGUGUGCUCUGGAGUCAGCAGACUGCGUUCUCAUCGAAGAGAAUUUCUCCAUGAAGUGUAAAAAGCACAAGAACAAGACAUUCAAAACCCCUCCAGGGAACAGGUGGGAUGACAGGUGACACAGUUUGCAGAAACUUCAUGAGACACUCACCUGCAGCAUCCUGCAGGGGCUCUUCUUCCCCUUUCUGCUGGUAACCAUGGCGACAGUGGACCAGGGUUCUUCUGACUGACAGCUAGCACCCAUGAACCUUAACUUCACCCUCUGCCCUUCAGCUGCACUGUUAACCCCCGACGCUGUGACUGGAGGAGCCCAGUCCCCCGAACCUCCGUCAGUCGGGUCCGACUGAGGAGGAGCCUCCUCUCACUUCACUUAAAGUAACAUGCUGAAUUUGUCAUUUGUGUAGUUAUUUAUAAGGAUUUUUUCCUGGAUUAGAUAUGAAUAAUAAUCAAAGAUAUUUAAUUUUUUAAAGAUUUCUAAGUAUUUGAUUAUAUUUGGUUUAUUUAUUCCUGACGUUUCUUAUUGGCUUCUUUAGCAGUCGUCAAAGAGGUUUGAUUGUGUGUGUUUUUUUUAAGUUAUUGGUGAAGCAGUUCAAUGUUGAAAUAUCAGGCCAGUCGAGGAGACGCUGGGACAGGAAGAGGGCGGGACAGUCGAUAAAGAACAAGGUACUCGAUUGGACGCUGACAACACAACAGGGUUCCAUGUUGAAACACCGGAUCACACAUGGCAUUAAGUUUAGUUUACUGGUGCAUCAGGCGUCACGUUCACUCACAGGACACUUGCACAUAACAAAUCGCCCAGCUGAUGUUGAGGGAACUGAACAGUGUGUUUGAAUGUAUUCUCCCCGUGUGAGGGGGUUUUUGCAAGAAGCACUUUGGAGUGACACUGAACACGUCCGGUCCUCUGCUCCAGCUGCAGUAUUACCUUGUCCGGCUACGUCCACACUGCUACGUUUUCCUUUUAAAACACAUCUCCUCGCGUCCACGAGACUCCACAGUUUUUGAGCUCGGAAAACAGAGACUUUCAGAAACUCUGCCGGGCCCCGUUUUAUUUUGAAAGUUCUGGGGUUGUGUUGUAGUCUGGACGGACAGAAACUGAGACUUUUGGAAACGAUGACAUAGACACCCACGGUCUCUCCUGAUUGGCUCUCAUCAGCCUGGACUACCGGUGGUGAAUACGACAAGAUAAUUACAGUGUUACUGACUUUGUUGUCUUUGCUAGCAGCUGUUGUUCACUGACAUUCUGCAUUUUAAUGCUACUUCCUCAAGUAUUUUUUUGCAACGAAUCAACUGCAGAGAAGACAAUCUGCUUCCUGUUCUGAUCAGUUCUGAUAUGGAGCUAAAAUGGUCGUCUGGUCAGAAAUCAAAACGCUGUUUUCAAAUGAAAACAUAGCAGUGUGGACGUAGCCAAACACCCCCACCUGCUUCAGGCGCUCUCAUGUGGCUGUGUGAGGUUCAGGGACCAGUCUGUGAACUCAGAAAAAGGUACAUCUGACAUCACGAUGACACCAUGUGAUUUUCAUUUGGCUCAGAGGCUUUGACUUUAGCUUCUCGCCUCAGACUGGGAGCGUGUGUUUGUCUGCACCUUCACAUCAGCUGGUUCUUAAUGAUUAAUUGGAUGAUAAAUUAAAUCAGGAUUAGUUUAUUUCAGACUCGUUUCCUCUGUCAGAGCUGCAGUCUUUUCUUUCUGUUGAGUUUCAUGUUGUGAACUUUGCAGCGCAGCAUUCACACAGUAUCAGGACCGCUCGGCUCCAUCAGUGUCACUAGAGUCUAAAGAGGAUGUAUGAUGAUUUAACACUCAUUGAGAAUCUGUGGUUUACAUCAGCAGCAGUGGCCACGCUAGUAUUAAGAUUUUCUUUCUUGACUUGGUGCAUUUCUAUUUCUGAAGAAGCCUUACCUGACAUACAGGUGUAUCCACUUUGACUCUUACGAGCUCGUGGUGCAAAGACAAAUCAGUGGAUGUACAUCACCUUCCUUUGGAAAUCCUGAUGACUGAAGGCAGCUCACGUUCACCUCGGUUCCUAACGAACCCUCCGACCACGCAGGUGCACGCUGACUCUCUGGGACUUGUGUUGAGAUUAGCUCCCAGCGUAUUGGCACCUGUUCUGUGGGGUGUGGAGGGCGGGGCUUUGGCUGCUCAGCCUGCCUUUUUUACUUUUAGAGAGAGAGGUCCUUGUGAUCAGUGUUGGUAUCACAUCUGUGUACUUCUUCAUACAGCCAUCAGGGGCAGCGUUGCUCUGUCUGAGACCACAGUGAGCAGUCUGAAGCCAUGGUUCGAUGUGAACAGAAGGUUUCUCUGCUCAGUGUCUCACCAGCAGCAGCAGCUGGACACACACACACACACACACACACACACACACACACACACCAAGAUCUCCUUAUCCUGGAACACCACUUCUUUCAUUUGUGCCAUCGUUGAUGUUUUGUUUAUUUUGUAUUUUGUUCCAGUUGAAUAAAUCGUUUUUCAAUGAGCAGGAUUAUCAGAGAGCCUGAACUCUUCUCUGCAGAUUUCUUUGUAUCAAAAAGCUUUUGGAAAAAGUUUUAUUCUAACAAAAUGUUUGGAUUUUUUUUUUUUUUUAUAUAUAUAUAAUAUUUUGUCCGUGUGUUAAUCUCAGGGCUGAAUCUCAGAUAUUCAAAUGAUUUGAACUUUGUUUUAUGAUUUUGUCUCCUUCCUGUUUUCUGUGUGAACCCCACAUUGACGAGAGCAAUGACAGGAUGUGGUUCUCCUCUCUGUCCUGGUACACACUACCAUCACAUUCCAGCGCCUCUUCAGUGUGUCUCUGUGCUGUGGUGUUUUUUAGGUUUAACAUGGGACUAGAAAUCAACUCCUGUCACUUUUGUUUUUUAAUUUUAUGGCAACUUUUUGUACCGUCUCGCUCACCUCUCGGAGAAUCAGAGGUCAUGUUAUUGUCAAAAAUAAAUAUUUUGUUCAA